AUGGCGAUCACCGGAACUCUAUUUUCUCUGUCGUUCUUUUGAAUUUGACACACGUGCCGCGUGGAGUUUUGCCCCGCAGCACAAUGGUUGCAACAACACAGAAGAAGGCUGAUAAGCCUGCUGAGAAGAAGGCGCCAGUGAAGGGCAAGGAAGGCAGCAAGAAAUUGCCCGCUGUCCCCGAGUCAGUGCUUAAGCACCGCAAACGCAGAGAUGCGCUCAGAGCUCGCCGUGUACAGGUCACACUCAAGAGGCGUACAGCAGCCAUCAAAAAGAAGAAGGAGAUCUUCAAACGAGCUGAGCAAUACGUCAAGGAAUACCGUAUCAGGGAGCGCGAUGAGAUCAGGCUAGCCAGACAGGCACGCAACCGUGGUAACUACUAUGUGCCCGGUGAAGCCAAGCUUGCAUUUGUGAUCCGUAUCCGUGGUAUCAAUCAGGUCUCACCCAAGGUGCGCAAAGUCUUGCAAUUGUUCAGAUUGCGUCAGAUUAACAAUGCAGUAUUCGUACGACUCAACAAAGCUACAGUGAACAUGCUGCGCAUCGCCGAGCCCUACAUCACCUGGGGUUACCCUAACCUAAAGAGUGUUCGCGAGUUGGUAUACAAACGCGGCUUCGCGAAGGUGAACGGUCAGCGUGUACCGAUCACAUCCAACACAAUAGUAGAGAACAAGCUGGGAAAGAGCAACAUCAUCUGCGUGGAAGAUCUCAUACACGAGAUUUUCACUGUUGGUGACAAGUUCAAGUACGCAAGCAACUUCCUAUGGCCAUUCAAGCUGAACAAUCCGACCGGAGGCUGGCGUAAGAAGACAAUCCAUUACGUCGACGGCGGUGACUUCGGUAACCGUGAGGACAAGAUCAACGAACUCCUCAGGAGAAUGGUCUAAAUAUAAAUAGAGUAUAAUAAAUAUA
Achroia grisella is the source of this 906-nucleotide messenger RNA. RefSeq names its product large ribosomal subunit protein uL30 (gene RpL7). Gene Ontology annotation, biological process: maturation of LSU-rRNA from tricistronic rRNA transcript (SSU-rRNA, 5.8S rRNA, LSU-rRNA). The coding region runs from base 84 to 881 and encodes 265 amino acids. Gene Ontology annotation, cellular component: cytosolic large ribosomal subunit. The transcript has 7 exons. NCBI's taxonomy places the organism in Eukaryota, Metazoa, Arthropoda, Insecta, Lepidoptera, Pyralidae. Gene Ontology annotation, molecular function: RNA binding; structural constituent of ribosome. The record is from RefSeq and is a predicted model, not a curated record.